Molecule: messenger RNA, 1820 nt
Organism: Aspergillus ibericus CBS 121593
Lineage: Eukaryota; Fungi; Ascomycota; Eurotiomycetes; Eurotiales; Aspergillaceae
Product: Zn(II)2Cys6 transcription factor
Exons: 6
Coding region: 89-1639 (516 amino acids)
Biological process (GO): positive regulation of transcription by RNA polymerase II
Cellular component (GO): nucleus
Molecular function (GO): zinc ion binding; transcription cis-regulatory region binding; DNA-binding transcription factor activity, RNA polymerase II-specific
Source: RefSeq, a predicted model, not a curated record
GUGGAACUCGGCCCCCAACCGUUCCGAACACGCUUCAACCUCCUGUUGGACUAUUGCAUAAGCCUUUGCCCGUUUGCCAGCUCGAUAAAUGCCGUCUGGUCCACUGAAACCACGUCGGAGGUCUGGGUGCGCCCAGUGCAAAGCCAAACAUGUCCGGUGUACCGAGGAGGUGCCUAUAUGCCGUUUUUGUGAAUUACAUGGUUGGCCAUGUGACCGCGGACUGAAGCUGGUGUUUCAGGAUGAGGCCGUUCAGACCGGAGUUGGCUUCGGCCGCCACGGGACAUCGACAAGCGAACCACAACUCUGGAAAGAAGGGUCCGAGUUCGAGAGCGUACCACUAGACGCGUAUAUCGGACGGUGGAUAUUCCUCACUACCCUCAGCAGUAACUUUACUUUUGUCGCUGGCGACAUCGGCGGACAAUCAGCAAAAGACAAAGACUCUGAUGGGCUAUUAGAACACGAGGAAUUAGAUGCAAGUGAUAACCUACCGAUGGAUCCGUGCCUGGGUCAUCCGCUUGCAGCAUACUCGGACUUGGAGAGCUACCUGCUCGAAUACUUCAUCCAGGGCAUCGGACCUAACUGCUCACUCAUUACGAUAGACAACCCAUACAUUCAACUUAUCACACCACUGGCCUUUUCCCACACCACGCUCCGGUAUGCUGUGAUAUCCGUGGCAGCCAAUCAGCUCCGUCUGCUUGGCGACAAUCGGUUCUCCAACGAGGCGCUAGCCUACAAAAACGAAGCCUUGAAAGGCCUACAGCAGGCAAUUUCCCUUGGAAGUCUAGAUGAUGGCGCAAUCGCUACAGUUCUCAUGCUGUGCUUUCAUGCUAUCUCACAUGAAUCCGACCCAUCCUGGGUAACGCAUCUCCAGGGAGGACUUGACCUCAUUAACCACGUACCCUAUAACGCCAUGUCAAGCCCUUCUUUGCGUAGAUUUUUCACAAUGUAUUUUGUAGCUCAUGCCAUCAUGAGUCGAACGGCAUCACCGGGAAAAAGGCGUGGUAAAUCCAAGUACAGCUGGUCAGAAGAUGAUGAUCUUGACGAGAUCGACACAAUAAUGGGCUGCUCACGACGACUGCUGGGGCUCAUUAAUGAGAUAUCUGACUUACCGAUCGCUGGUAAAGAUGCAGGUACAACCCCAUCCGAUAAUGGCACGGGCAAAAGGCCAAUCGAUACCACUAUUGCAAAAGCGAGCAAAAUUGCCUGCUCCCUAUCCACCAUCACCCAAGCCCUCCCACCCCACUCCCAGGACAGAGAUGACCUCAGCCAAAUCGCCGAGACUAAACGCCUCGCGGCACUGAUAUACCUCAUUGGACGAGUGAGCAAUGCCAACAUCAUCAUCGACGAAGGAACAAACAAGGUCGCUCUCAUCAACAUGUUGGUAAACAUCAUUUCCACCCUCCCGGAUUCUGCAACCCUGCUCUGGCCAUUAUACAUCCUCGGGCACGCAGGUCUGGAAGAUGAGGAUCAGCGCCGCUUUGUCCUCGAUAGACUGGAGAGGAUGCAACGGGUUCGAAAUCUGGGUAGUAUCCGGCGUGCCCGGGUAGCCGUCAAACACGCCUUCCAGGUCUUCGACAUGAGGUUGUCUGCCGCGCGCGCAACGAAUGCCGAUGCAUUUAGCUCCAUCAGUCUUGCGUAAAUUUCAACCUCAUCCUGUUUCCUUCAGCAUUUACGCUCAUCUCUUCCCCAUAUCCACUUUGUCAGUUUUGUUACCAUUAAAUGUCACCCUUUCUGAAGAACCAACCCACCCCGAACCCACACUUUCCUGAUUCGCCAUCCCCUUUCAUAUUCUUUAACCUGCGUAGAAUAUACAGCUAGCG